UACCACCUUGGGUAUACUACCCAAGCACUAUAGUUUGUUCCGUGGUCCGCCCCCGGACGGGGAUCGGAGCACGUGCACACCUCCUCUUCCCUGAGUGGGAUUUGCCCGACAAGUCCAUACCGGGUAUAUUUGGAAUCCACUGCAACUAUGAAUCCGUGGACGAGCAUGGAUCCCUGCACGGAUUCCUCCCAUUCAGAGUUGGAACUCCUGCACGAUGGAGGACGCCUCAUCCUAACGGCACCGAUCGGUACACCCAACAUACGUAUCCCAGCUGUCCACCCAUUAGUCAAUUGGAUCCGAGACAGGAAGAAGAUAACCCACCAGAAAGAUUCAUCAUCAGGCAAAGCCACCACGCACGCCUGCGCGGAAAUCGCACACACAGCCGAGCAAUUGGACGUAUCGUCGGAAUCACUCGAUGCUUCCUUGUUGGCGCCGUGCGUAGUGUCCGGCGAUGAGAUCUUGGGCCAUUUCCGGUGGCCGCCUUCACCGGGCGCGGUCGCCCGCUCUGAGGCUGUGCUGUUGGUACCGGAGAUCUUGGCCAUGCGGAGGGGGCCGGCGGAUGGGAGCGCGGUGGCUGUGGUUGCCAGGAUGGCGAUGGUUGUGAGGAGGGUAUUGGUUAGCUGCAUGGUGCAGAUACGAUGAUGUAGUUGAUGGAUGGACAAUGUAUGAACAAGUAUGGAGAAACCAGG
Messenger RNA from Aspergillus candidus, 689 nucleotides. RefSeq lists its product as uncharacterized. The transcript has a single exon. NCBI's taxonomy places the organism in Eukaryota, Fungi, Ascomycota, Eurotiomycetes, Eurotiales, Aspergillaceae. The record is from RefSeq and is a predicted model, not a curated record. Bases 148 to 642 code for a protein of 164 amino acids.